CGCAGCUUGUUGGCUCGCUAUAUAAAGGGGAGAAGCAGGCGGACCGGACGGCUGGAGCUGCAGCCGGUGGCGGCAGCGGCGGCGCGGGGAGCGGCGACCGGUGUUGGUUUCCCUCCUUGGCGCGGGGUGGGGAGCGGGCAACGCCCCCCGAACCCCUGAAGGGUCGUGGCUUUUUUUAAAGGCGAUUCUCCAGGUUUUUAGCCCGGGAGGAGUACCCCCCUCCUCCUAAUCUCACCGCUACCCUUACUCCUUCAGGAUCGAUUUUGUUUUAAAUUUUUGCCCCAGUCUUGCGGUGGCUUGGGCCACCUUCCAGGUCUUCGUUUGUUUCUUUUUUUUUUUUUUGGUUUUGUUUUCUUUUCUCGAGGUUGCCCCCCUCUUGUUUGUGUUGUGUGUGGAAAUGGCGAACUCGGCAAACACAAACACCGUGCCUAAAUUAUAUAGAUCUGUGAUUGAAGAUGUUAUUAAUGAUGUGAGAGACAUCUUUUUGGAUGAUGGAGUGGAUGAACAAGUCCUGAUGGAACUAAAAACUUUAUGGGAGAAUAAACUAAUGCAGUCUAGGGCAGUAGAUGGAUUUCAUUCAGAAGAGCAACAGCUUUUAUUGCAAGUUCAACAGCAGCAUCAACCUCAGCAGCAGCAACACCACCACCACCACCACCAUCAGCAAACUCAACCUCAGCAGACAGUACCUCAGCAAGCACAGACCCAGCAGGUUCUUAUUCCUGCAUCACAGCAAGCCACAGCACCACAAGUUAUUGUUCCCGAUUCAAAGCUUAUACAGCAUAUGAAUGCAUCAAACAUGAGUGCUGCUGCUACAGCUGCUACCUUGGCACUCCCUGCAGGUGUGACUCCUGUUCAACAGAUAUUAACAAAUUCAGGCCAGCUUCUUCAGGUGGUCAGAGCAGCCAAUGGUGCCCAAUAUAUCUUUCAGCCUCAGCAGUCAGUGGUUCUACAACAGCAGGUUAUUCCACAAAUGCAGCCUGGUGGAGUACAAGCUCCUGUUAUACAACAGGUUCUUGCCCCUCUUCCUGGAGGGAUUACACCACAGACUGGUGUUAUCAUCCAGCCUCAGCAAAUAUUAUUUACAGGAAAUAAGACUCAAGUUAUACCUACAACAGUGGCAGCGCCCACACCAGCACAAGCACAGAUAACUGCAGCUGGCCAGCAGCAACCACAGGCCCAGCCUGCUCAACAGCAAGCUCCAUUGGUAUUACAAGUUGAUGGAACUGGGGAUACCUCAUCUGAAGAAGAUGAAGACGAAGAAGAAGACUAUGAUGAUGAUGAAGAGGAGGAUAAAGAGAAAGAUGGAGCUGAAGAUGGACAGGUAGAAGAAGAACCCCUCAAUAGUGAAGAUGAUGUGAGUGAUGAGGAAGGACAGGAACUCUUUGACACAGAAAAUGUUGUUGUAUGCCAAUAUGAUAAGAUACACAGAAGUAAAAACAAAUGGAAAUUUCAUCUCAAGGAUGGUAUUAUGAAUCUUAAUGGAAGAGAUUAUAUAUUUUCCAAAGCCAUUGGAGAUGCUGAAUGGUGAAGAGUUGCUUCUUUCUUUUAUAAAUAAAAGAAACUUUAAAAAAAAUUUAAAGUGAACAGUUUGAAACUUGGGACAAACACCAACCAAAACUUCAUUUCUGCAUGUCAGAAAAGUGCAGUAGAAGCAAAGCUACUGGAACAAAGAUAGACCUUGACAACAUAGACACUACUUCUAACUGGCAAGCCAUGGAACUGUAGCACCUGGGGUUGUUGGGGUGGGGGGGUUGGGGUUUUGUGUAGGAAAACCAUAAUUGUCAAUUUUAAAUACAGGAACUUGCCACCGGUAAUUAGCAUGUAAAGCUUUGUCUCUAUUCCUUCCUCCAACUUGGGCUCAAUCAGAAGAUUCUUGUUGGAAUGAACUGAAGAAACUGCCCUUUUGAUAGAUUGAACUGAAACUGCUUAUUGUAUGUGGUUAUAUUUGGUAAAAAUUUCGUGUGAGCUUUUUACAAAAGGGUAAGAAUUAUGGUGUUGAAUUUUAAUUCACUUGUAUAAGAAAACAAUUUAAAAUUCUCAUAAUAGGUCUUAAAUAUUUUUACUUGUUAUUUUCCCUUGGUAAUAUAUAACUCUUCCUUCCCUGCUUUAUGAAACAUCUAAGAUAUAAGGAAGUAAUCAGUAAUCACAGUUUGGAGACAAAAUUGACCCAGGAAUGGAUAUUUAUUUUAAUUAGGUUUUCAUACUUAUUAAAUGUAAUUUAAAGACUUGGGUCUUAUCUGAAUUGUGUGGAAUUAAAAUGACAACUUCAAUUUCCUUACAGAAAAACUGUAACCCUUUAAAAAGAAAUUCCAAAUUGGCUCCUCAGGAACACAUUUUUAUUUUACAAAGGUACCAUCUAGCUAAAAUUGUAUAUACAUGGAUAUAUGAAGAUUUUUCUUGUUUGGCUGAAGUAUGUGCUUAUAUAUGCAUUUAGUCUUUAAGGUAAACAUUCAGAUAACAUUCUGUAUAUUGAUUGAAGCAUAAAGGGCAGGUGGUGAGGACCUGGAUUUUUAUUAAACAUUUUAGUAAUUAUAAAAGUUUCUUGUGUUUACUAGUAAAGAAUUUAAAAACCUAUUAUUUUAUUUGGACAAAUUUUUUAAAAGUAACUUUGUAAUUUGAGGGGAAGUUUUGGGGGGUUGAGGGAGGUGGGCAACUAAUAAGUACAUAUUUACCUCUCUUGCAUUGGGUGGCCUAGAAGGGCCAUUGAUAAUAUAGACUUGGGCUCCAGUUUGCACAUUGGAAAGAAACAUAGAAAUUUGACUUGUAUAUUAAAAAUAAUAGAACUUUAAUAUGUAUUUAAGAAUGCAUAGCUCUGUAUUUCUCUAAGGGGCUCUAAAGAACAAUAUGGCACUGCCAUCUGUGUGAAUCAGCUGCCUGGGAGACCUGUAGGAACAUUCACCUUCACUUUUGUGUUCUAAUAAUUAAUUCAACUUUUCAUGGUUUUUCUUAACAAAAUUCACGUUUAAUAAGUUACUGGUAUGUUGAUUUUUUUUGUCUUCCAUUGUUGUCUUUCCUUCGUUUGCCUUUAUGUGUUUCCAGAACUAACAGAUAAACACUUUAAAGUACUUUACAAAGGAGAAAACUGUGAGCUAUUAUAGUGUUUAUUUUUUAAAAAAAAAAAAAUAUAUCU
This is a messenger RNA of Urocitellus parryii (Arctic ground squirrel), 3130 nucleotides long. It is a transcript of the gene Gtf2a1, whose product is annotated as general transcription factor IIA subunit 1. Gene Ontology annotation, cellular component: transcription factor TFIIA complex. Gene Ontology annotation, biological process: transcription initiation at RNA polymerase II promoter; transcription by RNA polymerase II. Lineage: Eukaryota; Metazoa; Chordata; Mammalia; Rodentia; Sciuridae. The record is from RefSeq and is a predicted model, not a curated record.